UCAAGACGGGACGCAGUACAAUUUCGGCCGAAAACGUGGACGUGUGGACAUGUUGUAGAGCGCACCGUUAUUUCUCAAAGCAGCCAGCAGCAGAUUCGCGCGUGCAAAUUUUCUCUCCCUCUUUCACCCCCCUCCGCCGACGGUUGUUGUUGUUGUUGUUGUGCGGGCAACUUGCUUUUUGGGGGCGGGGCACGCGGGUCAUCGCAAAAUAGCAAAAUCGUCAAUCGUUAAUCGCCAAUCGGCGAAACGUGUGUGCAGAAUUAAUGAGCAAUACUCGCGCCGCUUCAUCAAUGAAAAAUAAAAGAGACUAUCCGCAAAGUAGUAAUACAAAGAUUGCUGUGCUCUCGGUUCACGUUGUGUUUAGGCCAACAUUUUUGUUUGACAACAGUGCGUGCUAACGAACCCGCCUCAAAUUGGCAAUACAAUCGCGAUUAUACCGGCAGAACGUCAUUGGGGCAGAGAGUGAUUGGAUACACAUGUGUUAGCGGGCCCUCCAUCAACAAUAUGUUUGACAACAAGUUCCGGCAUUGAAAUUGAAUUAAAUAAAAUAAAUUAAGCCACCAGGCGGAGUGGGUCAAAGCACACAGUUUGAAUUGUUAAUGAGCGGCGACAAAAAGUGUUAAAUGCUGAUGACGCUGUCAGCAUUUUUGCUGCCUAUGCCGACGUCGCUGUCGCCGAUUUAACAGUGCUGAAAAGUCAAUUAAAGGCGAAUGCCGGAGUCUGGACUGGAGAGCUCUAGCCAUUGGCGAACUUGGCCAGAACGAACAUAGUAAACGUGGAAAGGAGAGCACACAAGCGAAUCGACGACGACGACGACGAGAAGUGGUGCAGAAAGCCAGAAGACAGCGAGCAGCGUGUAAUGAGCAGACGAAGGCCAAUUACCAUGUCGUUGGCCCAGGCUAUGGGUCUGUUCCUGGUCCUGGUGGUGGCCACGCUGCCAGUGGCCCAGGGAUUGGCCAACUGCCCGAAUGGCUGCGAAUGCGACGACGACACUUUGAUGGUGAACUGCGGCGAGGGCACUCUGGAUGUCCUGCCCAUCGCCCUGAAUCCCGCCAUCCAGCGACUGGUGAUCAAGAACAACAAGCUGAAGACCAUCGACUCGUCCAUGCAGUUCUAUGCGCAGCUCACCUUCCUCGAUCUGUCGUUCAACGACAUGGUCACCAUACCGGAACGCUCGUUUGCGUAUCACGCCAAAUUGCAGGAGCUGCACCUGGACCACAACAAGAUUGGCCAGGUGUCGAACAGGACCUUCCUGGGCCUCUCCACCAUCAGUGUGCUGAAUCUGCGGGGCAACUUGAUUGCCGAACUGGAGUACCGCACCUUCUCGCCCAUGGGCAAGCUGGCGGAGCUGAAUCUCGGCCAGAAUCGCAUCAGUCACAUCGAUCCACAUGCCCUGGAUGGACUCGUGAACCUGAGGGUGCUCUAUCUGGAUGAUAAUACCCUCACCACGGUGCCGGGGGAGAUAACCUUCCAGGCCCUGCCCACCCUGGCGGAGCUCUACCUGGGCACCAACUCGUUCAUGACCAUUCCGGGCGGAGCCUUCGAGGAUCUGAAGGGACUGACCCGCCUGGACCUGCGUGGAGCUGGCCUGCACAAUGUCUCGGGGGAGGCGCUAAAGGGUCUGGAGGCCCUGCGCUACCUGGAUCUGUCGGACAAUCGCCUGGCUGCGAUUCCCACGGCAGCACUGCAGCGAUUGGGACGUCUGGAGCAGCUGAUCAUUGGCCAAAACGACUUCGAGGUCAUCGCCACGGGUGCCUUUGCGGGUCUGCGCGAGCUGAGGCAUCUGGAGCUGACCGGUGCCCAGCGACUGAGGCGUGUGGAGAGCGGUGCCUUCGGGGCAAAUGCCAAUCUGGAGCACCUGAAUCUGUCCAGCAACAAGCAGUUGAAUGAGCUGCCCGCCAUCGCCCUGGGUGGCCUGCCCCACUUGAGCACAGUGGUGCUGAAGGCCAAUCAGCUGAGCAGCUUGGACGAGGGUCUAGUGCCGUGGGCCGAUCUGCAGACCCUGGAUCUCUCCGAGAAUCCGUUCGAGUGCGAUUGCCGACUGUUGUGGCUGCGUCACCUGCUGGUCAGCAGGAAUGCUAGUGGUCAGUACGCCCCAGUGGUGUGUGCCUAUCCGACGGCUCUGCGGGACUUGCCAUUGGCCCAGUUGGCCGAACCCCUUUUGGGCUGUGCCCAUGGCGCGGCCAGCAAGCAGGCCAUCAUCGGCAUCCUGGUGGUGGUCUGUGCCGCUCUGAUCACCACCUUGGCCCUGGUGCUGUACACCUGUCGCCGCCGGAUUAGGGAGAUGCUGAAGGGACACUCGGCGCUGGGCAGGAAGGAGCGUGAGUACCAGAAGACCUUCUCCGACGAGGAGUACAUGGCCAGACCGCCGCCCGGCUGUGGAGGCGUUCAUCCGGCAGCCGGCGGAUAUCCCUAUAUGGGCGGCAGCAGUCGGCCCAUACCGGUCACCGAGCUAUAGCUAGAAGCACCACCCCCGCCUCAGUUGCGGGGUCGGGGUGGUGGUGGUGGUGGUGUUGCAAGCACGGCCAGCGGGGCAGUGCCGCAGCUGCAGGUGCCCAGUGCCGUGGACCAGGCCUCCAACUCCUUCGCCCAGCUCAGCCACAUCCACUACAUGACGAACAAUGGCCAACAGCAGCCGCAGCAACAGCAGCAGCAGCCGGCCACCUCGAAGAUGCACCACUCGCAGCAGGACAUGCGACUGUUGACCUGCAACGGCGGUAAGCCACUGAAUGCUACCUCGCUGCCGCGCCACCGAUCGCCGGUGGUGCAGGAGAGCACCCUGUCGCACUACAGCCAGCCACUUGCCAAUGGCAUCCGUUUGACCCAGGACCACUUCAACCACAACCAGAACCAGAGCCACCACAGUCACCACUAUGGCGGAGUCUAUGCCAAGCCAUGCGAUGCGAUGUCUGAGCCGGGAUAUAUACACAACAACUCACACUAUUCGCUGCCGCUGGAUCACGACUUGCCGCCCAGUCCCACGCCCACUCCGCCGCCCCCCGCUCUGCCGCUGAGGAAUGGAGUGGGCAUGGCGCUUAUCCAUGGCAACACCACCGGACGCAGAUCCUUCAACACCAACAACAACAACAACAACGUGUCCACCCUGUCCAACAACAAUCAUCAUGGGGGCGUAGGCGUUGUGGGCGUGGCAGUGGGCAACAACAACGGGAGCCUGAGGCGGUACCACUGAUAUCCGGCCAAGACGUGCGGCACUUUGGGCCGCACCAUCAUCAAAACCAGACCGGAUCCGGAUAUCGAGCUGCAUUACUUCUACAAGGGUUAAGUCAAGGAGGAAAUUAGCGAAGGAAGCAGGGGUUCAAUCUAAUUUAAUCGGGCCUGCCUUGGUUUAUGCUUUUGAAAAGAGUUAUUGCUAUUUGACAUUAAUCAAGGAAAUACACUCUUAGCAAAAACGAAAACCAGAGCAAUCCCGAAUAUUCAUACUCUAGUUGUAUAUUCCUACGUUACGUGUAUUCAAGCGAAAGCAUUUUGUAUAAAUUAGGAUUUAGUUCGGGAGGUUGUCGAGCGGGAAAAGCGCAGGAAAAACGCAGGUGUAUAUAAGGAAAUCUUGCGCACAAUUUGGCAGGCACUGUUGGUUGGUCAAGUGCUAAACUAAAAUACAUUCGACCAGCCUGCUGCACGGCCAUUUCAUUUGCAUACCAGUGAUCUUAAAUAUUAGGUUAAGCUUAAAAGCGUUUCAAUUCUUGUACAUAUUUAGAAGCUUCUUUUUAGGCGCGACCACAAAAAUCUAUUAAACUUCAAAACCACACAAAAAAAAA
Molecule: messenger RNA, 3776 nt
Organism: Drosophila gunungcola (fruit fly)
Lineage: Eukaryota; Metazoa; Arthropoda; Insecta; Diptera; Drosophilidae
Gene: caps
Product: leucine-rich repeat-containing protein 15
Exons: 4
Cellular component (GO): extracellular matrix
Molecular function (GO): protein binding
Source: RefSeq, a predicted model, not a curated record